Messenger RNA from Amoebophrya sp. A120, 2358 nucleotides. The record is from the annotation of a GenBank genome assembly. Lineage: Eukaryota; Dinophyceae; Syndiniales; Amoebophryaceae.
ACGGAAAUGAUUUCAUGGAAAGCGAAAAACACUGUGCGCUGGCACAUACUAUCCUUCGAUGGAAUUCCAGUUGUUCUCACGAAGAACGUCAGAAAAGGUCUCGUCGUUGCACUUUUGUUCAACUUUUUCUUUCCCUUUUGCCUUCGUGGUAAAAGAACCUCUUCCUCUUGCUCUUGUUCGUCUGUUCUAGUUUUCGUGCAAGUAGGCUGUAUGAGCAUGAUCGGUAAAAACUACAGUAAACUUUCUCAGGAGAGAGCUUGCUACCCCUACACAACACAUAGUUGCUCCAGCAGAAUAGGCAGUUUCACAAUUGUUUCCACGAGAGCUCACAUUUUCGAGUUUAUCUCUUCUAUCCCAUUCGUCAUCUUCGUGUAUUGGCGUGCUCGAACUGCUUUUUGCGUCAUCGGAUUUAUUUCAUCUAUAUUUUCCAUUUAUUGUUUCACUUUCUCUACCUUAUAAACCGCACCCGGGACGAGGAGCGAGGACCACGACGUCGAUCAUGUUUCCCUGUUUCCGCACGACCGAAUGGAUGGACAAAGUUUUUUCCAAGCAAGGCUGCGAAGAGUUGCUCCAGGAAUCGUCUCGCGGCUGCUCGUCCACGUUUACUUCCUCGUCCUCCUCUUCUGCUUCUAGCAGCGCGACAUCAACAACUCCAGCAACCGCAGGGAAUGAAAUGAGCAGUACUAGUACAGCCGGCAUAUUAACGAACAUUGGCGAGGAAAAAAUAAACCAAAAAAAACCUCCGCAGCUCCUUCCACUCAGCGAAAUCGACCUGACCCCUUCGUACAUCAAGAAUUUCCCAACCGCCAACCUUUUCCCGCAGAAAGUUCAGGAGGUUCGGGAGCAGAUUCGAAGGACUUUAUUUCGGCAGGUUUUGUUCAAGAUACAGAACGUGGAGGUGACGUACAUGAAAAAGUGCAAGCAGGACAGAAGGUUGGUGGAAGUGGUGAAGAGCAGAACUGAUAGCUCUUCAACAAGAGGUGGUGUUAAAAAUAGUGGUGGUCCAAAUUUUAUCCAGGAAAAAACACCCAUCCCCAUCCAUUUUUUGCAUGACAAAUACGGGAUUUUAUGCAUGUUUUGCAUCACAAAUUGGAUGGGGAUGGGUGUUUUUUCCUGGAUAAUUUUUUUCUCGGAUGUUGGCAGAAGCGAAGAACCGGAGCCACCGCGACGAGCCACCACGACGGGACUAACAGCAACAUCUUCAGCAUCGACCAGCCCCACAACUUCUUCGUCUACAUUCGAUUUUCACCCUGAACUUCUUCUCGGCCGCAUGCGCAGCUUCUUCUUUGACGCGCUGCACCGGCGGAGUUUGAUCGAGAACCUGAAUUGGCUGCCGGGGUUGCCGCCUCUUCUUUCAGGGUUCUUUUCAUCUGGUCCCACGUCUUCAGACGACGUUGAUACAGGAAGUAGGGGAGCGGCCCAGCUGCACCAGCCUGGCAGUGCGUACAACAAAAUCGAGUUUCUUCGGGAAAUAUCAAAUGCAAAAAUGUCUGGGUCUGGAAGAAUGUAAGUUUGUCAUGCUUGUCUGGCAUGACUCGAGAAUCUGUGUUGCAGAGGCACGAAAAGGCCCUCUUACCUGUCAUGCACAAACGCAGUGUGCCAUGCGGAAUACGUAAGGCAUGGCAGCCAGAAAAUUUGUCAUGCAUAGCUGCGUAUUGCAGUGCGGCUUAUCAUUCACUUUUAGCAUUACAAGUUUAUUCCAGACCCAGACAUAUUUGCAAUCCAUAGGAAGAGAUUUGGCGAGUGGACAGGUGUGAGGAGCUGCGCGAAUACCGUGUACGGUAUAUCCUGAGUAAAAACGUCCCCACACCAGAGUUGUCAUGCAGAUUUGCAAUGACAGGAACAUUUGUAAUGCGCAUCGCCAGGAGAGGCAUUUUUAGUCGUGUUUUGGAAUUUGUAAUGCUGUAAACAGGAUGAGCAGAUGGAUUUCUGAUGCAGCUGGCCUUGCGAACCUGUACUACACUACGGACUGCAACUUGUGAUGCGUGACCCCAAAAAGUUCUAGGUUUGUGUUGCAAAAUCCCCAUCUUGGCUCUGGUGUGGGGAUGUUUUUACUCAGGAUACGGCACUACCGGGAGGCCCAGGGUGACGGUUUUUCCACCUUUGUGAUGCCAAAACACUGGCGAGAUAAGGUCGCGUUUGUGUGGUACCACUUCUGGCAAUAGAUCAGAUUCAGGAUGUCAGUGCCGUGGUGUUGGGUCCUGGACCUGUGACAUUCAAGUAGUUCUUUCUUUUCAUCGGCAAAACAAAGGUGGACAACGCUGAGGCUAUAGAAGCAAUAAUCAUCAAAAUCAAAUAACAAGUCUUCGUCUGGAUCGUUCCGACAAGUAGGUACUGGUUACGACAGCUUCUGACGAU